AUGAAUCGCACCUCCCGGACUGACGAACCCUAUGAAGGGGAACAAAAAGGCUACAAUCAAAGUCCCAACCCUCUCUCUGCUGACUUGACCACUAAUCAAGAUCUGAAAGGUACUGUUGACGGAAGGACUGUAAGACGUGGUACCCAGAGCCCGUCGCUCUACAACUCUGCCUUGGACGACGACAUACGACAGACGUUGGAUCCAGAUGCUGGUUCGAGUGGUGCCCGAGGAUCUGAGUUGGUUAAUAAAGACGUUAGCCAGCUCAUGGGAAGCGAGGUCGAGCAGGCUGCUCAGUCCCCCUUCCCUCACUCGCCCCCCUCCAACUCGGCUAGCGGAUUGGGCGGGGAUGAAGGCGGUACCCUUUCAUGGGGAAACCGUCUAAAGAACGGCAUCAUCAAGUUUUGCUCCUUCAUCGGGCCAGGCUUUUUGAUCGCUGUCGCUUAUACUGCUGGGGCUACGUAUCAAUUCAAGCUGCUCUUUGUAGUCCUCAUGGCCAAUCUUUUCGCUAUAUUCCUUCAGACUCUUUGCAUCAAACUAGGCACAGUUUCGGGGCUCAAUCUCGCCCAGGCUUGUAGAGCUUUCCUUCCACGAUGGGCCAACUUCGGCCUCUACUUCUUCGCCGAGGUUGCCAUUAUCGCUACCGAUAUCGCCGAGGUGAUUGGUUUUGCUAUCGCCUUGAACCUUCUCAUCCCUGCCAUUCCCCUGGUAGCUGGAUGUGCCAUUUCAAUCCUUGAUGUCAUGCUCAUUCUCCUUUUCUACCAGCCACACGGAUCCAUGAAAGGGCUCAGAGUCUUUGAGUCCUUCAUUGUCCUGCUGGUACUUGGCGUCGUGAUUUGCUUCUGUAUUCAGCUAUCUCUUAUCCAGGAAACAAACGUUGGUAGCAUCUUCAGAGGCUACCUGCCGUCCAGUGCCAUUACUGAGCAAAAAGGGCUUUACCAGGCUUGUGGUAUUCUAGGGGCGACAGUCAUGCCUCAUAGUCUCUAUCUCGGCUCAGGCAUAGUUCAGCCACGUCUACGAUCCUUCGAUGCUAAGCAUGAUCUUCUACCAGAGAAUAUUCAGUCGCCUUCGAAUGACAGUAAUGACAUAAAUAAGGGCUACUAUAUCCCAUCCCUGAGAGCUAUUCGACACUGCUACAGAGCCUCUGCGAUCGAACUGGCCAUCGCGCUGUUCACUUUUGCAUUGUUUGUCAACUCAUCUAUCGUAAUCGUGUCGGGUGUCUCACUUCAUAAUAAGCCGGACGCAUCUGAGGCAGACAUAUUCAGUAUCCACAAGUUGCUCUCUGAAUCUAUAUCCUCUGUGGCAGGGACCAUCUUCGCCCUUGCGCUGCUAUUAUCUGGAGUCUCGGCCGGCAUUGUAUGUACGAUCACCGGGCAGAUGGUCUCCGAGGGAGCGCUGAAUUGGAGGCUUCGGCCCUGGCUCCGCCGCUUGGUCACCCGAGGUAUCAGCAUCAUACCCAGCGUCGUCAUCGCCGCGGCCGUCGGUCGAUCUGGCUUGAACGACGCCCUCAACGCCUCGCAAGUCGUCUUGAGCAUCAUACUACCAUUUGUGUCUGCACCGCUCAUUUACUUCACAUGCUUGAACAAAUACAUGACGGUUAAGCCCGGCGGGGCUGGGUUUGGCACGAAUUGUGACCGAGAGACUACCCGCAAUCGUAAUGAGGAGGCUCUGGCGCGAGACGAGAUAGGCAGUGUGAAAAUGGCCAACUCGUGGUUAACCGCAGCCUUUGCAGUGCUGCUGUGGUUGGUCAUCACGGUGCUUAAUGUGGCAAACCUGGUCUUGUUGGGCCUUAAAGACGCCUGUUCAACACGGCGCGACAAGGCUACAUAA
Messenger RNA from Fusarium graminearum PH-1, 1827 nucleotides. RefSeq lists its product as uncharacterized. Gene Ontology annotation, molecular function: cadmium ion transmembrane transporter activity; manganese ion transmembrane transporter activity. Gene Ontology annotation, biological process: intracellular manganese ion homeostasis; iron ion transport. Gene Ontology annotation, cellular component: membrane. Bases 1 to 1827 code for a protein of 608 amino acids. Lineage: Eukaryota; Fungi; Ascomycota; Sordariomycetes; Hypocreales; Nectriaceae. The transcript has 5 exons. The record is from RefSeq and is a predicted model, not a curated record.